AUGGAUGGUGUCACUAACUCAAAUUUGAAGAUAACUGUGAUAAGGCAAGAAAUGGCUGGGUUUCUAACGGGUAUAGCAAUCUUUGAAGAGAAUUCAAAUAGGGCUUUUGAAUUACAGAAAACUCUGGAUGAUUACGUGGAGAGAUAUAAAAGAUUAACUCCUUUAUUGAAUGUUGUUAAUCAAGAUUUAAAACUUCAAAUACCCCCAAAGCAAGAACCACAAUUAAAACCAUCAAUCCCAAUUUCAACAACAAAUACAAACACAAAUACAGCUAACUCAAAUGCACCAAAUACAGCGAAUAAUAAGAAUACAACUACAACUCAACAACCUAAGAAACCACAGAGGAAGAGAACAUAUACUAAAAAGAAGGAUCAAAAUAAUCAAAAUAAUCAAAAAAAUAUAAAUAUAAACCAACCACCUCCAGCACCAACAAAUAAUAACGCGCCAAUAUUACCAAAUACUAAUGGCUCAAAUGGUUAUCAAACUUCUGCAAAUAUAAUUGGAUUCCAACCUUUCCAAGGUAAUAACAAUAAUUCUACAGAUGCUGGUUCUGAAAAUCAACCAAUAAUGUUAUGA
Molecule: messenger RNA, 576 nt
Organism: Hansenula ciferrii
Lineage: Eukaryota; Fungi; Ascomycota; Saccharomycetes; Phaffomycetales; Wickerhamomycetaceae
Product: Translation initiation factor IF-2
Exons: 2
Coding region: 1-576 (191 amino acids)
Source: RefSeq, a predicted model, not a curated record